This is a messenger RNA of Rotaria socialis, 1482 nucleotides long. NCBI's taxonomy places the organism in Eukaryota, Metazoa, Rotifera, Eurotatoria, Philodinida, Philodinidae. The record is from the annotation of a GenBank genome assembly.
AUGGCCUCUGCGAGAUUUUUUUUAUUUAUUGUCUCAGUCAGCUACUUGUCAGUACAAUUGACUCUGACUGCAACAUCCUGUAGUCGUGGAUAUUUUUUGGAUAGUAGCAAUUGUUAUCCUUGUACACCUGGUACAUAUUGUCCUGAUGGAUAUCGACAACUACCAUGCAAUCCAGGAGACUAUCAAGAUUCAUUUGCAUCGUCAUCCUGCUCAAGUUGUCAAAGUGGCUAUUUCACUUUACAAUCAGGUUCGAUUACAUGUGAUAUAUGUCCAAUAGGAUCGAUGUGUCCAAACACUGAUAGAGAUCCUAUCAGUUGUCCAUCUGGAACAUAUCAAGAUACUUAUGGUGCAACAAACUGUCGACAAUGUUCACAGGGUUACUAUUCAACAUCCUCAAGUUCACAUCAAUGCCAAAUCUGCCCAAAGGGUUCUGAAUGUCCUCGUCCAGAUCAAUCCCCAUUGGCAUGCCGACCAGGUACAUAUUCCAGUGAUUAUGGUGCUUAUUCAUGUUCUCAAUGUUCUUCGGGAUGGUAUACAACCCAGACAGGUGCCGUAUUAUGCAAUAUUUGUCCCGAAGGAAAUGAAUGUCCACGAGUCGAUCAGCCACCCACCAUGUGCCGACCGGGCACAUAUUCUCCGUAUCCAGGAUCAUCAUGCGUAUCAUGUCCAACAAAUACUUAUGCCACUAGUUCUGGACAAGUGUCUUGUAAUGCAUGCCCACUGGGAUAUGAAUGUACACAAAGCGAUCAACAACCACGAGUUUGUGCUCGUGGAUUUUAUCGUGAUGGAUCGAUGAAUUCUUGCCAACGAUGUUCUUCCGGAAUGUGGACUAAAAACACGACAUCAGUUCGCUGUGAAAUUUGCCCCGUGGGAUCUGAAUGCUCUACUACUGAUUCUUCGCCGUUACCAUGUCGCAUUGGUACCUAUGCGUCAAGUAUUAAUACUGUUACAUGUUCUCAAUGCAGUACAGGAUACUAUACAGUUGAAGUAGGAUCCAUUCAAUGCGAAAUAUGUCCUAGAGGCUACUAUUGUCCACAACCUGAUACAGCACCAUUAGCUUGUCCUAAUGGAACUUAUAGUGACUAUAAACAAACUCAGUGUAGUCAAUGUUCGUCUGGUUACUACUCUUUGACUUCGAAAUCUGCUGAUUGUAUAUUAUGUCCUCGAGGUUUUGCCUGUGGCGAUCCGAGUGCAACACCGCAGGCUUGCGCUGUAGGUACCAGUGCAGAUUACGGAGCUCGCUCAUGUGCAUCUUGCUCUCAAGGAUAUUAUUCAGUUCAAAAUAGUUCCGCUACGUGUACACCAUGUGCACCUGGAUAUUUUUGUGAUGAUUCAACAAAAUGUCCUCAGCAGUGUUUACCAGGUAGUUAUUCAUCAGCCGCUCAAACGAAUUGCUAUCAAUGUUCAUCGUCGUGUUCAUCAAAUCCUGGUGUUUUCGAUUGUUCGACAUGUGUAACAGCGAAACCAACGGGAUGCCAAUAA